This is a messenger RNA of Erigeron canadensis, 758 nucleotides long. RefSeq lists its product as uncharacterized. Lineage: Eukaryota; Viridiplantae; Streptophyta; Magnoliopsida; Asterales; Asteraceae. The coding region runs from base 36 to 596 and encodes 186 amino acids. Gene Ontology annotation, biological process: ubiquitin-dependent protein catabolic process. The transcript is spliced from 2 exons. The record is from RefSeq and is a predicted model, not a curated record.
UCAAGGGAAUCAGUUUCUUGGAACAACCGACGAGAAUGUCAGGAGUAGACUUUGCACCGGCGGAGCAAACAGAUAAGAAGGAGGAGAAGAAGAUGAAGAAGAAGUGGCGUAUCAAGCAGAACGGGCAAUGGUUCAAGAUCGAUAAGAAAUGUUUGAAGGAGUCUGAUAUGCUCCGUACAUUUUACGGGAGUACAUAUUUCGAAAAGCAUACGUUGAAUAUCAGUAAAACCAGCAUCCUUAAAAUGGCUCUUCGAUUCUGCAAGAAACGCGGGGAGAUCAGGACCGUUUAUGCCCAUGACCAAAACCUCCUCCGAAGCAAGCGCAAGGAAUUCGAUUCCGAUUUUCUCCAACGCAUCAAGGAUAACCAUCAUGAUGACGAUCUUUUUCUUGAUCUUAUUCAGGCUGCUGGCAACUUGAAGAUCGAUAGCCUCUUUAACCUGUUGUUUGAAGAAGUGUUUGACAUAAUAUUUAAUCGCAAGACUCCUGAGGAUGUCGAAAAGAUAUACAAGAUACGCUGCAAAAAUGCUUCUCAUAAUCAAGCGGUCACCAUCCUCAUGCGUGCUGCCCAUUGGCCUUUGGAAAAGAAUGUCGUCUAGCUAGUAUUUAUAGCCUCCAUCACGCUAGUUUGUUUGUGAACAUUUGGUGUUGUCGGUUAGUUUUUAUUUAUCUACAAAUGAAUAAAUGUACUUAGUGUUUGUUUAUUUAUAUGUUUGGGAUGUUAAUCUUCCUGUGAACAAACUUUCUGUGCUAGGUUUCGC